Messenger RNA from Hippopotamus amphibius kiboko, 986 nucleotides. It is a transcript of the gene CKS1B, whose product is annotated as CDC28 protein kinase regulatory subunit 1B. The record is from RefSeq and is a predicted model, not a curated record. Gene Ontology annotation, cellular component: SCF ubiquitin ligase complex; cyclin-dependent protein kinase holoenzyme complex. Bases 278 to 517 code for a protein of 79 amino acids. Gene Ontology annotation, biological process: regulation of mitotic cell cycle. NCBI's taxonomy places the organism in Eukaryota, Metazoa, Chordata, Mammalia, Artiodactyla, Hippopotamidae. The transcript has 3 exons. Gene Ontology annotation, molecular function: ubiquitin binding; cyclin-dependent protein serine/threonine kinase activator activity; protein kinase binding.
GCGCUCAGGGAUAGUGAUAGCCAAUAAGAGGCCUAUUUUUGACCUACGCUUGUUCUUGAGCAACGUAAGCAGUGCACUCCAAUAAGGACUCGAGGAGAAGCAAACCUAAGCCAAUCGGAGGCUUGAAGGUGGGGUUGUCCCGCCUUCCGCCAUAGGGACCAAUAGAAAGCGCAGGCGGUGUGUUUGAAAGCGAGGCCAAAGAGGGUGGGAGCGCGUGCUGCUGGGAGUUGUUUGGAGUUUGGCGGUGCGGGGCUGACGGUCCUCAGGCAGAGCGGUCAUGUCGCACAAACAGAUUUACUAUUCGGACAAAUACGACGACGAGGAGUUCGAGUACCGGCAUGUCAUGUUGCCCAAGGACAUAGCCAAGCUGGUCCCUAAAACCCAUUUGAUGUCUGAAUCUGAAUGGAGGAAUCUUGGCGUUCAGCAGAGUCAGGGAUGGGUCCAUUAUAUGAUCCAUGAACCAGAACCUCACAUCUUGCUGUUCCGGCGGCCACUGCCCAAGAAGCCAAAGAAAUGAAGCUGGGGAGCCAGUUCUCAGCCUCAAGCCUUACACAGCUGUCCUCACUUGCUAACAUCUCUCUGAUGACAUUAUUAUGUUGCCUUCUUGUUUCUCACUUUGAUAUUUAAAGGAUGUUCAAUACACUGUUUGAAUGUGCUGGUGACUGCUUUGCUUCUUGAGCAGAACCAACAGGACCACGGCCCAGCCAGAUGAGUGCUCUUUGGGUUGCAGCCUCAGCUAAGUGUGACCCCCCAAAACCAAUGUGAGCUCUGUAUCCAGCAGAACACACUUGGCAGAUGGAGGAAGCAUCUGAGAAUAAGACCAUGGCUGCUACAGGGAUUGUGUAAACUUGCUGUUUUGUUUUUUUCCUGCCAGUUGUUGUAUGUAUGGUAAUUUACGUUUCAAUGUAUUGGAAACUUUACAUUUUAUUCAAGAAAUCUGUUCCAUGUUAAGAGCCUUGAUUAAAGAGGAAGUUUUUAUAAUCUAA